CUUCAAAUGAGAUUUAUUUUGAUAUUCUGGAUACAAUGAGAUGCCUGCGGAAGAGAUCAGCAGUGUCAUUUUUAGGAGUUCUUGUUGUUUGCCUGCUCUUCAUGAACUUGUACAUUGAAGAUGGAUAUGUCCUGGAAGGAGACAAGCAAUUCCUCAGAGAAACAGCCACCCAUCAACUGAACUCAGAACGCUAUGUUCAUUCUUUUAAAGAUAUGUCCAAUUUCUCGGGAUCAAUAAAUGUAUCUUAUCGUUAUUUGGCUGGCACACCUUUACCAAGAAAGAGAUUUCUUACAAUUGGACUGUCGUCAGUGAAAAGAAAGAAAGGAAAUUAUUUGUUGGAGACGAUCAAGUCUAUAUUUGAGCAGUCCAGUUACGAGGAACUGAAGGAGAUUUCAGUAGUUGUGCAUCUGGCAGAUUUCGACUCUUUCUGGUGUGAAGGCAUGGUGCAGGAUAUUUCCCAGAAGUUCGCCCAUCAUAUCAUUGCUGGCCGGUUAAUGGUGAUCCACGCUCCUGAGGAAUAUUACCCAAUCCUGGAUGGCCUUAAAAGAAAUUACAACGAUCCAGAAGACAGGGUCAGGUUCCGUUCUAAGCAAAAUGUAGAUUAUGCUUUUCUACUCAAUUUUUGUGCCAACAUUUCCGAUUAUUACGUCAUGCUGGAAGAUGAUGUCCGAUGCUCGAAAAAUUUCUUGACUGCUAUUAAGAAAGUGGUUGCCUCACGAGAAGGAUCUUACUGGGUAACCCUUGAAUUUUCCAAGCUUGGCUACAUUGGAAAAUUAUAUCAUUCCCAUGAUCUCCCACGCUUGGCACAUUUUUUGCUGAUGUUUUACCAGGAAAUGCCUUGUGAUUGGCUGCUGAUUCAUUUCCGUGGUUUGUUAGCCCAAAAAGAUGUCAUACGCUUUAGGCCAUCUCUAUUUCAACACAUGGGAUAUUACUCAUCUUAUAAAGGAGCUGAGAACAAGCUAAAGGACGAUGACUUUGAAGAAGAUUCUUUUGAUAUCCCCGAUAACCCACCGGCAAGUUUAUACACCAACAUGAAUGUAUUUGAAAAUUAUGAGGCAAGCAAGGCCUAUAGCAGCAUUGAUGAAUACUUUUGGGGUAAAGCACCUUCAACAGGAGAUUUUUUCUUGAUUGUGUUUGAAAAGCCCAUCAAGAUCACAAAAAUCAAAGUGAACACUGGAACAGAAGAUCGACAAAAUGAUAUCUUGCACCAGGGCGCCCUGGAUGUUGGAGAGCAGGUCAUUGGGAGCAGGAAAGGAAAACAGUGUACAACUUAUUUAAGACUAGGGGAAUUCAGAGAUGGAAACUUCGAAGUUUCAGAAGUGGAGCACAAAGUUCUAUUUGAUAUUAAUUGCAUGAGAAUACUUGUUACCAAAACACAGAAGGAAUGGCUGAUCAUUCGAAGUAUUAGUAUUUGGACUUCUCAGCCACCAAAUCAAUAAUUCGAAACAACUGAAGUCAGUCUUCCUUCCUGAUAGGAAAGUAAUUACCGUCAGUUGGUUCCUCAACAGGUGUUCUUCCCUACGGGAUGACUUAACUUUGCCUAACAUGGAAAUUGGGGGAAUUGUAAAACAAGCAAAAGCAAUUUAUUUUUUACUAGUUCAACCAGGCAAUCUAUGAACACUAGGUGAUUGGUAUAUUUUUAAUUUUAUAGUAAAUACUGGUUUCCA
This is a messenger RNA of Tachyglossus aculeatus (Australian echidna), 1667 nucleotides long. It is a transcript of the gene MGAT4C, whose product is annotated as MGAT4 family member C. The record is from RefSeq and is a predicted model, not a curated record. The transcript has 3 exons. The coding region runs from base 36 to 1439 and encodes 467 amino acids. Gene Ontology annotation, molecular function: acetylglucosaminyltransferase activity. NCBI's taxonomy places the organism in Eukaryota, Metazoa, Chordata, Mammalia, Monotremata, Tachyglossidae. Gene Ontology annotation, biological process: protein N-linked glycosylation.